Melospiza melodia melodia is the source of this 4542-nucleotide messenger RNA. It is a transcript of the gene TMEM174, whose product is annotated as transmembrane protein 174. The coding region runs from base 1544 to 2278 and encodes 244 amino acids. The transcript is spliced from 2 exons. Lineage: Eukaryota; Metazoa; Chordata; Aves; Passeriformes; Passerellidae. The record is from RefSeq and is a predicted model, not a curated record.
CUUGAGUGUAUUUGUCAGAAAAUUUGUUGACACCCUGGGUAACAGGAGCGAUGUAAUAAUGCUGCAUUUGGAAGCUUCACAGCUUUUUUUCUAAGGAAUCCAGCACUAAUAUUCCUCAAGGUCUGUGCACUAAAAAAUGAGAACGACAUCUGCAAUUGCAUUCAGCAUCAGUUCUAAAAGUGCCAAAUUUUGUGAACAGCCCUUUCCAGGAAAGAGCUGUUGUCACGCAGUCUCAUGUGAAUGCACAGUUGACUAAAGGCACUUUUACUGACUUUGAAGAAACAGUCUAAAAAGUAAAUUUUCUAGUUCUAGAGCUAUUUUUAGUUUUACAAAUUUCAGGAUAAGCUUGCUUCCCCACAGCUGCUGGUAGCAGGAAAUGACAUUAUGUGUUCUACUGCCCAAGCAGUAAUCAGUGUCCUGUGUGUGUCCCUGCCAUGCUAGUCAAAACAGGCAGAGUAGUCGGAGAUUUUUCCUCCUUAAGGAAUUAUACAAAGACAUUCUACCAGAACCUUUCAAUAGGAAUUGUUUUAGUCUGAAACUGUUAGGAAACAGAAAAUUUCAAAAUUCAAUAAUCUGUCUGUUUAAUAUAUGAGACAUGAGUUCAGCAGAACAAUUCAUUAUGAUAUGCAGAAGUAUCCUAGAUACCUGUGAGUACAGGAUAAGAUUCCUCACUCUGUCAAGUUUAGCGUUACAGGAGGUGCUUUCUCUUUCCUGCAGUGAUGUGUUAUUCAGGGUGUUUGGACAUUAUUCUCUAUAAACCUUAAAACCCACAACAAAAUAUGUCCAGAAUUAAGGGGAAAUUAUAGGGUAAUUUUACUGCUUCAACCUGAUGGAAAGCUUUGGCUGUCUUGAAAUAAUGUUUCUCCCACAGCCAACAGUUCUCCCAGGCUUCUCAGCACUCACCAUCCUGUUACCGCUUACCCUCCUGCUCACCUACUGGUUGCCCCAGAAAAAUAUCAGAAAGCAUACAUUGAUAUUUUUGUAAACCAUGAAAUGCAAAAUGAGCUGCAACAGAGGUUCGGGCAUGACUAUAAAUGUCACGCUUGAGAGCAUGGAAAAGCAUUCCUAGCAAUGCCCAUGUGGAAUUUUCCUGCAGAAAAUUAAGCAGGAAGUGGAGAGCAAGGAUCUCUUCACUGCUGUUGACUAAACAUAUGCUGUCCAUAUGUUGGAUGCAUCAGCUAGCUGGGGCCAAGUAAAAGCUGCAAUAGCUUCAGCUUGCUUUUUCUGCAUUCCAGAAUGAGCACGGUAUCAUGGGUGCUAAAUUAAAGAAGAAGAAACACAAGGAGACAGGCAGUCAUGCAGGGGUGAAUCCAUUUCGGAAGUGAUGGUGGUAAUUCAAGAAAUCUUUAGUGAUGGCUUCAGGCUUCACUUCCCAGACCUUUGUUCUUUCAAGCAAAGUUUAUUCUUUCACAUGAUGGACUCUGUUAACCAUACACACACAAAGUUCUUGUAUAACUAACCUGAACCCUUCGACUUUAAAUGCUCUGCCAAGUCCUUUACAAGCCCCCUUUCUCUUGAAGGAGAGGAUACAUUAUAGUCAGUAAUGGAGCAAAACAACAACAAUGUAGAAGAUUUCUCCUUGAAUGUUUUUUCUGUCACUCCUUGUCAGCCAAACAGAUCUGAUGCCCUGGUGUCAGAUGGGGAUAAAGCUGGCACCACUCUGCUCUUUUCAGGUGUGUUUUUGGGACUGGUGGGGAUCACUUUCACUGUGAUGGGAUGGAUAAAAUAUGAUGGCAUUACUCACCUGGAGUGGACUCAGUUACUAGGGCCUAUUCUGCUGUCUGUCGGGGUGACUUUUAUUCUGAUUGCUGUUUGUAAAUUUAACAUGCUUACGUGCAAGCCCUGUAAAGAAAGAGAGGAAAAUACGUCGGAACUUGACCAGGCUGCAAGCGGACAGUCCUUUGUCUUCACUGGCAUUAACCAGCCUAUAACUUUCCACGGUGCCACAGUGGUACAGUACAUCCCUCCGCCGUACCCGUCCCAGGAAGGCGCUGCCGUCAGUCCCGGCCACCUGCGCCCAGGGCUCAGCUGCUGCGCUGCUGCUCCCCCCAGCACCUCGCCACUUCUCGCCUCGGGCUCUCCUCACUUCUGCCCUGCCUACGCCCUGGACAACCUGGCUUUUACUGGAGAUGAGAGCUACACUGCUUAUGCUGCAGAGAAUUCCAGGAAUCAGAGGUCAGAAGACAAUUCUGAUGAACCAGAAGGACUGCUGGAAGACUAUGCCCGUAAUAACUUGUCACCUCCACGUUAUGAGGAAAUAUACCCUUUUUCUUCAUAAAAUCAUCAUGGACAAGAGACAACAAUCCUAGGAGAUGCUAGCAAGAAUCCCAGAAAAUCUCUUCUUUAAACACUUGUGUGAUAAGACAGUGUGAGCAAGUUCUUGAUUUUCAUACGCAGUAUCACUGAAGAUAUUUAACUGACCCUUUCCUUUUUCUCUGUCAAAAUUUGUUAGCCCUUUGCAAUGCAGCUUAAUAGCAGAGUUAUUAAUUAUUCAAUGGCUAAACUAUUAAUAGCAAAGGUAUUAAACACAAGGAUCCAAAUCCUUAUUAGGAUUCCCCAACAAGAAGCUUGAUUUUCAGGCUUGCUGAAACCAGGGAGAACUGUGAAUGCACAAGAUGUUUGUGGAAGACCAUGAUUGCCCCUGGACAUUCAGCAUCUUUAGAAAAUACUUGAUUUUUUGUUGAGGUAUUUUCAUUCUUGAUUGCUUGGGAAACCUCAAAAGUACUCAAGUGUCUGAUCCAUGAAAGCGCAUUUUAUGUCUUAACUUUGUCUGAUUCUUUAGAAGAGCUUACUCAUUAACAAGUCCAAUCUACAGAUUAGACUUUGUCAGCUUGCUUUAGCUGGACAACCAGUCCUAUCGCACAGCCCAGUCCUAUAGGCAUUUUUUGGACCAUCUUGCUUGAACCACAGCAUCUCAGAACAGAGAAAACAGAGAAAACAGUCACCAAAUAGUGACUUAUGACACUUUUACAUAAGAUCUCUAAGACAUCCUGCAUGCAUCAAAUUCAGCUCCCUUCCCCACCUGAUGGGAAGCAAAGCACAGUCUCCCACCAGGAGUCCUAAGUUAAUAUCACUAAAGAAAAUGGCAUCUUUCUGAAGCCUCGACAGAGAUGUGUCAUCCUGCCGCUGUUAAGGACUUUGACAAUCACAGCUGCUGCACCCCACUCUGCGAGAGGGCUGUGGUGAAACACCUCUGAGGUCCCUUCUUAUUUGAAUGUAUUCUUAGGCACACAACCCAGGCUGCAGGUUGCCCCUGGAGUAUCUAGGCAGCUGUAGGCUGUAGUAAACUUUCUUGCUCAAGUUCAGCUUGGUUCCAUGCAUUGAAUCCACCACAAUUUGAGAUAAGCUCAUUUGGCUAGAGAAUGGCGUUGCUGAACACCCAGACUGUGGGUUUGAUCCCCAAAUGGGCCAUUCGUUUAAGAUUUGGACUUGACGAUCCUUGUAGGUCCCUUCCAAUUAACAAUAUUCUGUGAUUCUGUGAAAUAUAUUUACAGCUGUAUAUAACAAAAGAUGAAGUGUAUUAGCACUGAAAGUUUGCAAUCCAGAAUGAAGAUCCGAAGAGGCUUAGCUCAGGAGCUUAUAAAACCCCAGAGCAAUGACGAUGCUACAAGUCCCUACAUUUUUGUUUUGUUUUUCCACAUAUAUUUAAGGUUCUGCUUUUAAAUGUGCCAAGAAGUGCAACAAGCCAGUAUUCCCUAUGAUGAUCCCAUUAGAUUUUCUCAUCUCUCUCAAAGCAAAAGCUGAUCUCAGCUCUCACCUGCUGGAGUGGGCGCCACACAAAACGCCCUGGAGGGCAAUGGUCACUGUCCCAGGUGACCAGGCAGUGCACUGCUGGUGGGCCUGUGGGUCAGUCUCCCGGCACAGCUCAGCUAAAAGCAGGCAUCCAUUAUGGAAUGCACCAACUUUCUCUUACUUGUCGAUGCAGCUGUCUCGGCUCUUGCCAGAUUUCAUCCACCUGUGAUUGUUCUCAUUCCUGCUGGGAGCUGGAGAAGCUUGGCAUUUGAGCACAGACAGUUGCACACUAACCUGAUGUAGCUGGCAGGAAAUCUUGGAGUUUCUGUGCAGCUCCUCCAGCAAUCAGGAGACAGCUCUGGAUGGAGAUGUGCAUUCAGAACAUUGUCCAGCUGCAUGGACCUGCAGAUGCUUGCAUCCCUGUCCUGUGCACUCCAGAGGUUGCCAAGAAAUAAAGCAUGGGGGGGGGGGGGGGGGGGGGCAGCACAAAACAACCACUGCCCUCCACAGUGAUGGACAAGACACUGACAGAGGUCAUAUUUGGGAUGCAAGAUUUAAACAGACUCAAAGCUGGAUUAGCAACUGCAGCAGCAGCUACUGAACAGUCACUGCAAACUUUGUGAGAGGUUUUUCUCGUUAGAGAAAUCUGGAACACACUGUUUUUCAGCAGUGAUGGCCUGGUGUUAGCAGGUAGUUGGAGAAGGGGAGGCACGUGUGUUUGGAGAAGGGGAGGCAUGCUGUGUUCAGCAUGAUCUCUAUGGGAUUGAGUGAGAGAACAGAGGAUCUAAAAAUAAAUGCAAGUUUAUUUUA